Molecule: messenger RNA, 923 nt
Organism: Fundulus heteroclitus (mummichog)
Lineage: Eukaryota; Metazoa; Chordata; Actinopteri; Cyprinodontiformes; Fundulidae
Gene: cxcl8a
Product: chemokine (C-X-C motif) ligand 8a
Exons: 4
Coding region: 187-486 (99 amino acids)
Biological process (GO): chemokine-mediated signaling pathway; cellular response to lipopolysaccharide; antimicrobial humoral immune response mediated by antimicrobial peptide
Cellular component (GO): extracellular region
Molecular function (GO): chemokine activity; CXCR chemokine receptor binding
Source: RefSeq, a predicted model, not a curated record
UCUCCGCCAGAUUCAAACAGCAGCUGGAGAAAGCACUGAAGCCUGGAAGAGCAGAAUAAAAGGGGAACUGGGAAAUAGACGCCAAUAGCAGAAUAAGGGAAAUCUUUUUGAUUGCAAAAGGAUUUAUUAGAAAGCUCCUAUCUCGUGCUGUGAGUGAUUUAGUUACAGGCUUUUGUGAAAGACAGAAUGAAGAGCAGCAGCGUUAUUGCCCUCUCUGUCAUGACGAUCUGGGUCUUCUUUGCAGUCAGCGAAGGAAUGAGCCUGAGAAGCUUAGGAAUGGAGCUGCACUGCCGCUGCAUCCAGACCGAGAGCAGACCCAUUGGCCGCCACAUCGAGAAGGUGGAGCUGAUUCCAGCCAACUCUCACUGCGAGGAGACUGAGAUCAUUGCCACUCUGAAGAAAACUGGCCAGCAGGUUUGCCUGGACCCUGAGGCUCCAUGGGUGAAAAAAGUGAUUGAGAGGAUCAUGGCAAACAGAAAACGUUGAAGAGAGAUGAACACAAGAAAUUGCUUCAAAGGACCAAAGAGCCUGUCUUGGCCUGAUGAUAGGGUUCGCUGAACUUCAACUGACCUGUUGGUGAAGACAGCAGCAUCAAAUUGUUGCUCAAAUUGUUUGUAUCAGACACGGUACCCAUCAACCCAUUGCCUCUGUGGUGUAGUGGUUGAAGUCUUUGACUUGGAUUCAGGGGACCGGGGUUUGAAUUCCCCUGGCAUCAGGAAGAGCAUCCAAUGUAAAAACUCUGCCAAGUUUGCUUGGAAAUUGUAACGACUUGGUAUUGACCCCUGAAUAAGGGUGCAGCUGAUUGGACUCUAUGUGCUAUUUAUUAUCCUGCCACUCCCUCUGUCUACUGCACAAUAUACAUAUAUAUAUAUACAUAUAUACAGAUAUUUAUCUAUUUAUUUAACUAUGUAUUUAUGAAAUUG